AUGGCGCUCACAUCGCGACCUCUAUCUCCCGCACUUCUGUUCAGUCUAGUACCAGUGGCAGCAUGGUUUAUUUUGCGACCGUUCAUAGAUCCUGUGCCUUCUUUGCCCGCGUUGUACUCAUCUAUCGGGUUCUCCAUCGUUGCAUUCCUUGCAUCAGUGUUUUUGGUGCCCGCACUCGGCCCAGCCUUCGUCAAGGCUAACUUGAAGGGGAGGGAUUUGCUCAAGACCUACCAGACGCCCAUUCCAGAAAGCAUGGGGCUUGUCUGCGCCUCCAUAUAUAUCAUUCUCUUGAUCUUAUUUAUACCUUUUGCGUUCUCCAACCCCAUCUCGCAGCAAGCAUAUUUAAAGAGAUCACAUGAAGGCUUAAUUGUUAAAGAAUUUCCUCAUUACCAGCUCUCCGUAUACCUCUCCUCUCUCUUGUCACUUUUGAUAGCGACAAUACUGGGCUUCCUGGACGACGUGUUCGACAUCCGCUGGCGGCAUAAGGUUCCGAUCCCGAUAAUAGCUUCCAUUCCGGUAUUGAUGGUUUACUACGCUGAACGUGGAAACACUACCAUCGUCGUUCCGCUGCCGUUUCGAUUUAUUUUCGGAACGCUUGUCAAUCUGGGACCGCUAUACUACGUGUAUAUGUCGCUAUUAUCAACAUUUGCAACGAACAGCAUCAAUAUUUUAGCUGGUAUUAAUGGUUCAGAAGUCAGCCAGGCUUUGAUAAUCUCCAUAUCCGUGAUUAUCAACGACUUGUUGUAUCUACCUUGGCCAGUGGAUUUCCGGAUACCCCUUCACCUCCUUGGAAACAAAGCGGAACUUGGGUUCGGCGGUGUUUGGAGCGCUGGUAUGUCCUAUGGAAGUCGAGAACUCGUAGAGAGGCAUCUCUUCAGUUUGUAUUUUAUGCUGCCCUUGGUCGCCGUGUGUGUCGGCUUCAUGUAUCAUAACUGGUAUCCAGCUCGAGUCUUUCCUGGGGACACCCUUUGCUAUGUCACCGGAAUGGCAUUUGCUGUAGUCGGGAUUCAAGCGCACUUUUCAAAGACUUUACUGCUAUUUUUCAUCCCUCAAAUCUUUAAUUUCCUACUUUCUUGUCCGCAGCUGUUUGGGCUUGUUCCUUGCCCUCGGCAUAGGGUACCAAGAUUUGAUUCAAAUACUAACCUUUUACAUCCUUCAAAAACGAUGUUCGAACGUGGUCCACCAUCGAAGAUUUCGGCUCUUGUCCUGCACACACUGUCGACGCUGGGGCUUACAGAGCUGACAAUACACCCGAACACUGGCAAUAUUCUAGAAGCUAAUAAUCUCACGAUUCUGAAUUUCUUUUUGUUGAGACUUGGGCCAAUGAACGAGAAAAGUCUGGUGAAGGUAUUGAUACUCUCCCAGGUUGCCGGAAGCCUGUUCGCGUUUUUCGUGAGAUACGGCCUUGCUGGACUUGUGUAUGAUGGCGAUAGGAGAUAG
Molecule: messenger RNA, 1440 nt
Organism: Laccaria bicolor S238N-H82
Lineage: Eukaryota; Fungi; Basidiomycota; Agaricomycetes; Agaricales; Hydnangiaceae
Gene: ALG7
Product: N-acetylglucosaminephosphotransferase
Exons: 7
Coding region: 1-1440 (479 amino acids)
Biological process (GO): dolichol-linked oligosaccharide biosynthetic process; protein N-linked glycosylation
Cellular component (GO): membrane
Molecular function (GO): UDP-N-acetylglucosamine-dolichyl-phosphate N-acetylglucosaminephosphotransferase activity
Source: RefSeq, a predicted model, not a curated record